AUGGAGCGGGGCGGAGGCGCGGACGGUGCCGGCGCUGCGGGGGCUGGCGGCACGGCACCCCCCGAAAGCGAGGGCAGCGCAGCACCCGCAGCUCCCCAGGCUGCCCAGCCCCACGGGGGGACAGUGCCGGCCGCCACCGUGGCACAGGAGCGAGGCACAGGUGAGCCUGGAGGAGGGAAGACAGAGCCGGAGCAGGAGACAGCUCUGGCUGCUCCAGAGCCCCAGGAUGGACGGGAAGCAGCUCCAGGAGAGGAGGCUUCGGCUGUGCAGCGCGAUGGAGGGCAGGAAGCACCAGAUGAAGGACAGGCAGCAUCCACCGGGCAGAAAGUGCCGGCUGCCACCGAGGCCCAGGGUGCAAGGAAGGAUGAGAAAGAUAAACCUGGGAAGAAGAAAGAUCCAGCUGCAGGAGAGCUCAAAGGAGGAAAGGCUGCAGAUGCUGCAAAGGGUAAGGAUGGAGGGAAGGAUGAGCCCAUGGAGGGGAAGGGCCUGGCUGUAACUGAGGCGCAGGAUGGAGGAAAGAACAAGCCCAAGGAGAAGGAAACACCUGGUGGGUCAGGGUCUGAGAGUAGUGGAAAAACCGAGUCCACUGAGGAGAAGGCUCUGGCUGCAGGAAACUCUGAAGGAGGGAAGGUAAAACCUAUGGAGGAGACAGCCUUGGCUGCAGCGCAGGCUCAGGAUGGAGGCAAAGGAGAGCCUGCAAAGGAGAAAAUCACAGUGGUUGCUAAACAGGAGGUCCCAGCUGCUGCUAAAGCUCUGGAUGAAGGGAAGCAAGAUGCAAAGGCAGAGCAAGCCCCUGCUGAUACCAAGCCUGCAAAGGAGAAGACCACGGCUGCUGCAAAGGAGAAGGCGCCAAAUGCUGCAAAGGCUCAGAGUGGGGAGAAUAAAGUGGCAAAGGCAGAAAAAGCCCCAGCAGCUAAAAAGGCUUUGGAUGGAGGCAAAGAGGAGCCCGCGAAGGAGAAGGCUCCAGCUCCAGUGAAGGAGAAAGCCCCAGCUUCAGUGAAGGAGAAAGCCAUAAUUCCUGCAAAGGAGAAAGCCCCAGAUGCUGUUAAGGCUCAGGAUGGAGAGAAGGCAGCAGCAAAGGCGGAGAAAACACCAGCUGAAAAAAUGACUCAAGGUGGAGGCAAAAAAGAGCCUGCAAAGGAGAAGUCACCAGCAGCUGUGAAAGUGCAGGAUGGAGGGAAGAAAACUGCAAAGGUGGAAAAAUCCACCGUUGCAUCAAAGGCUGGGGAUGAAGGGAAAGAUCCUAAAAAGGAGAAGGUCCCAGCUGCCACAAAGGCUCGGGAUGGAGGGAAGAAAGCUGCAGAGGUGAAGCCUCCCACACCUGGAGCAGAGGCUGGAGAUGGGGCUGCAGAGCCCACGGAGGCAGCGGCCAUGGCUGUUGUGGAGGCUCAGGGUGAAGGGAAGGAAGUGUCCAAGGGGACAGAGGGACAGGCACCAACGACCCCCGAGCCCCCGCGCCCGGCUCUGCUGCAGAGCCUGAGCUGCCCGGCUGCCUGCCACAGGGAGGAGCAGCCCUGGGCAGAGGUGGCAGAGAUGGAGACAAUAGAAGAGGAGACCACGAUGGUGGAGCCAAAAGAGGGUCUGACAGAGCCUGGCUCUGGCCCAGCAGCCCUGGGGGAUCUGCAGCCCCCUGGCACCCCUCAGGAGAGGACAUUGCCCAGUGCCACAGGGCAGCCCCCGGAUCCCGCUGGGGUGGCAGAGCAGCCGGGACCUGGGGUGCAACCAUCUUCGACAGAGGCAAAUCCACCCCCCAGCCCCUACCUCACCCCCGAUUUUGGGAAGGAAGACCCUUCUGAGAUAUUGGACGACAUCCCUCCGCCGCCAGCGCCCUUCGCUCAUCGCACCGUCACCCUGCGCUCCGCCAGCGUCAGCUCCCAGUUCAGCCUCAGCUCCAAGGACAUCCUGGGGGGGGGCAAGUUUGGUGAAGUUCACACGUGCACGGAGAAGGAGACGGGGCUCAAGCUGGCAGCCAAAGUGAUUCGGAAGCAGGGGGCGAAGGACAAGGAGAUGGUGCUCCUGGAGAUCGACGUGAUGAACCAGCUGAACCACCACAAUCUCAUCCAGCUCUACGAUGCCAUCGAAACGCCCCGGGAGAUCAUCCUCUUCAUGGAAUUUGUGGAGGGCGGUGAGCUCUUUGAGCGGAUCAUCGACGAUGACUACCACCUGACGGAGGUGGACUGCAUGGUGUUCGUCCGGCAGAUCUGCGAGGGCAUCCGCUUCAUGCACCACAUGUGCGUCCUCCACCUCGACCUCAAGCCUGAGAACAUCCUCUGUGUCGCUACCACUGGGCACAUGGUGAAGAUCAUCGACUUUGGGCUGGCUCGAAGGUACAAUCCCAAUGAGAAGCUGAAAGUGAACUUUGGCACCCCCGAAUUCCUCUCCCCUGAGGUGGUCAACUACGAGCAGGUCUCCUACACCACGGACAUGUGGAGCAUGGGCGUCAUCACCUACAUGCUGCUCAGUGGCCUCUCCCCCUUCUUGGGUGACGAUGACACCGAGACACUCAACAACGUCCUGGCUGCCAACUGGUACUUCGACGAGGAGACCUUUGAGAGUGUCUCCAAUGAGGCCAAGGACUUCGUCUCCAACCUCAUCAUCAAGGAUAAGAGUGCCCGGAUGAGUGCUGACCAGUGCCUGCAGCAUCCCUGGCUCAAUAAUCUGGCAGAAAAGGCCAAACGCUCCAACCGGCGGCUCAAGUCCCAAGUGCUGCUCAAGAAAUACGUCAUGAGGAGGCGCUGGAAGAAAAAUUUCAUCGGGGUGUGCGCUGCCAACCGCUUCAGGAAGAUCACCAGCUCGGGGUCCCUGACAGCGCUGGGCAUCUGAGCCGAGCUCCCAGGGGAGCCGAGGCCAGAAAGGAACCACCGGAGAGGGACCCCCACCAGUCUGGAGCAGCUCUGUCCAGCGGGUCCCACUGCGCU
Hirundo rustica (Barn swallow) is the source of this 2918-nucleotide messenger RNA. It is a transcript of the gene MYLK2, whose product is annotated as myosin light chain kinase 2. The record is from RefSeq and is a predicted model, not a curated record. Gene Ontology annotation, biological process: intracellular signal transduction; positive regulation of apoptotic process; protein phosphorylation. The transcript is spliced from 12 exons. Gene Ontology annotation, molecular function: ATP binding; protein serine/threonine kinase activity. Bases 1 to 2823 code for a protein of 940 amino acids. Gene Ontology annotation, cellular component: nucleus; cytoplasm. Lineage: Eukaryota; Metazoa; Chordata; Aves; Passeriformes; Hirundinidae.